AUGCGCCAGAGCAAAGACCAAUCAGGCCUACAAGACAGGCUAAUGCCAAAGCAUGUGCCAGAAGAAAAGGGCAAACCGCUCCACAAGAAAGGCCAAAGCAUGUGCCAGAAGAAAAGGGCAAACCGCCCCACAAGAAAGGCCACAGUAUGUGCCAGCAAAAAGGGCCAACCAGCCCACAAGAAAGACCACAGUAUGUGCCAGCAAAAAUGGCUAACUAUCCUACAAGAGAGGCCAAAGUAUGCGCCAGAGCAAACGUCAAUGCGGCCCACAAGAAAGGCUAAUGCUCCAAAUGCGCACCAGAGAAAAAAAGGCUUUUCAGAGACCCUCAAGGUCACUGUCAAGAUUCAAAGCCAAAUCAAGAUAGAUAUCAAGCCAAGGUCCAUUGCUAUGUCCAAGUCCAAGUCCAAAUCCAAUUCCAAGUCUUGUCCAAGUCCAAGUCCAAAUGUCCAAAAACUGUCCAAGUACUGUUCUAGUACUAGUCCUAGCACUCAAACAUAUACAAACAAAUAG
Molecule: messenger RNA, 510 nt
Organism: Phycomyces blakesleeanus NRRL 1555(-)
Lineage: Eukaryota; Fungi; Mucoromycota; Mucoromycetes; Mucorales; Phycomycetaceae
Exons: 4
Coding region: 1-510 (169 amino acids)
Source: RefSeq, a predicted model, not a curated record